Messenger RNA from Penicillium canariense, 1689 nucleotides. Its product is annotated as acyl--CoA ligase. The record is from RefSeq and is a predicted model, not a curated record. The transcript is spliced from 3 exons. Gene Ontology annotation, biological process: secondary metabolic process. Lineage: Eukaryota; Fungi; Ascomycota; Eurotiomycetes; Eurotiales; Aspergillaceae. Gene Ontology annotation, molecular function: CoA-ligase activity. Bases 1 to 1689 code for a protein of 562 amino acids.
AUGCCUGUCUCUUCCACUUACCCAACAAUCGACAUUCCCAACAUCGACCUCUGGUCCUUCCUGUUCGAGCGCAAGGACAGGCCAUUCCCUGAUGACAAGAUCCUCUACCAGGAUGCCGAUACCCAGCGACACUACACCUACAAGUCCUUGAAGGAUGCCUCCCUCGAGUUUGGAAAAGGCCUGAAGGCCACCUACGACUGGCACAAGGGUGAUGUUCUGGCUCUCUUCACCCCAAACAGCAUCGACACUCCGGUGCUCAUGUGGGGUACGCUUUGGGCGGGCGGCAUUGUCUCCCCGGCCAACCCCGCCUACACCGUCGAUGAGCUGGCCUUUCAGCUGAAGAACUCAGGCGCCAAGGCGCUCGCGACCCAAGCUUCGCUGCUGUCGGUGGCGACGGCAGCCGCAAAGAAGGUCGGCAUUCGGGAAGACCACAUUAUCCUCCUGGGUGACCAGCGGGACCCGGAUGCCCGGUACAAGCACUUCACCUCUGUUCGAAAUAUCUCCCGCGCCACCCGGUAUCGCAGACAGAAGGUUGUCCCCGACUCUGAUUUGGCUUUCCUGGUCUACUCUUCUGGUACCACCGGCGUGCCGAAGGGUGUUAUGCUGUCGCACAGGAAUAUUGUGGCCAAUGUUUUGCAGCAAGUCACCGGCGAAGGCGGAAAUCUUAGCUGGAAUGGAGGUCCAGAUGGGAAGGGUGACCGUGUUCUAGCGUUUUUGCCAUUUUAUCACAUUUAUGGAUUGACCUGCUUGCUCACCCUAGCCCUAUACAAGGGCUACCACCUUAUCGCCAUGGCGAAGUUUGAUAUUGAAAAAUGGUGCGCACAUGUGCAAAACUAUCGUGUGACAUUCAGUUAUAUUGUGCCCCCAGUGGUGCUUCUGUUGGGCAAACACCCUGUGGUCGACAAGUACGACCUCUCAAGUCUGCGGAUGAUGAACUCUGGCGCGGCGCCCCUCACCCAGGAGCUGGUGGAGAACGUGUACGCUCGUAUCAAGGUGGGAAUCAAGCAAGGUUAUGGCCUGAGCGAGACCAGUCCUACCACACACUCGCAACGGUGGGAGGAUUGGCGAGAGCACAUUGGCUCCGUCGGCCGCAUGAUGCCUAACAUGGAGGCCAAGUAUAUGACAAUGCCCGAGGACGGCUCUGAGCCUCGUGAGGUUGCCACUGGCGAGGUUGGCGAGCUUUCUGUUCGUGGUCCUAAUGUUUUCCUGGGCUACCACCAGAACCCAACCGCCACUCGGGAGUGUCUGUCGGAGGAUGGCUGGUUCCGCACGGGUGAUGUCGGUUACCAAGAUGCCCAAGGCAACUUCUUCAUUACGGAUCGUGUGAAGGAGCUGAUCAAAUACAAGGGCUUUCAGGUGCCCCCCGCUGAGCUCGAGGGCCUCCUGGUGGACAACGAGGCCAUCGAUGAUGUCGCUGUGAUUGGCAUCGAAAGCGACGCUCACGGCUCCGAAGUGCCACUGGCUUGCGUGGUCCGCAGCUCGAAGAGCAAGGCUUCAGGUGCGAGCGAGACGGAAGAAGCCGCCAAUAUCGUGCGCUGGCUGGACAGCAAGGUUGCGCACCACAAGCGCCUGCGUGGUGGUGUUCAAUUCGUGGAUCAGGUCCCCAAGAACCCCAGUGGGAAGAUCCUGCGUCGUAUACUGAAGCAGCAGUUCAAAGACUUGGCAAAGGGCCCCAGGGCAAAGCUAUAG